CGGGAGCUGAUGAGGAACCGAGCCUUUCUACCUUCCUCAGCGGCGCGGGCGCGUCGGCUCGGACCGCAGAGACGCGCUGAGCUCGGCCGCGCUGUCCGUUCAGCCCCGGCGUGUUUAAACCCGCUGGUGCAGCAGGUGGCGCUACAGUCAGCUGGUCCAGCCUGCUGUACGACGAAGAAACGAUGCCAUGAGUCCGCGUGUGGUCCGCGUGUGCGUCGUCUGACCAGAGGACGGUUUUCCGGCCCCCAGAGCGGCUGGCCUUCACUGCGGGCAGUGGCCGGACAGGGUCGUCCGCGAACUUACAGCCGAGAUACUUCAGUCAAACGAGGAGGCUUCGCCAGCUCGCUCGCAUCUUCCCGUUCCACCUUAAAAGGAACAGCAGUUACAUUCUAGCGUUUCAUCAUUUAAGGUGGAACGGUUUCGGUCAAGCCUGCCAGCCUUUAGCACUGACCGUACCGGUGUGGUGUCCGUCCCCUGUGUGACUCCGAGCUGACCGGGUUCUGUGUAACCGGGUCUCCACUAACAUGUUCGCCGAGGAGGAGGAGUGGGCGGACGGCCAGUCGGCUGAAGAACCGGACCCUCCUGCUGGACUGAAGAGUAAGGCAGUCGUUGGGCAGACCAAGGCGAUCAGCAAGCGCUGCCUUAGGCAAACUCUCCGGACCUUGGGGUCAGUGCCAAACUGGGACGGUAUAAGAGAUCCUGACAGCAGUGAUGAGGAAGUGGAGAAAGCACCUGCGCCCGGACAUAAAAAGAAGAAAAAGCCCAAAAAACGGAAGAAAAUCUCUGGUGCUGUUACUGAAGGAGAGCAGCCUGAGGAAGUGGAGGCCUCAGAAACGCGCGUGAAGAAGCGAAAGACAAAGCUAAAACCAAAGCAACAAGGUUCCAGGACUUCCCAUGAGUCGGGAGGAGAUGUGAAUGCUGAAGGACCACAGAAAGGCAGUGAAGACACCACAGAGAACAAGCUGACUCGCAAACAGUGGAGGAACAAAGUGAAGAGCAAAAGACGGUGCAAGAAUAAAUACCGUCAGAAUCCAAACGGAGUUGCGAUGGUUAGAGAGAAUGAAGAGAAGUUGGAGCGAAUACAAGCGUCCUCAGAAGAGGAGAAAAAACCUGAUGAGCGGUCAUCUGCGAAAAUGAUGUCCAGACAGAAUAGUGACUCUGUUGUCCCUGUAAAUCCACAGACUCUUGAGAAAGACAAGGCCACAAAAAUAAAGAAAAAGAAGAGGAAAGAUGAAGAACGCGUGGGAGAGGAGUCCGUCUGCAAACAGCCCAGUACAGCAAAUACAGAACAAGGUGAGAAACAAAAGCCAGUCAAACAGGAUGAAGAUUCUCAGGCCCCCACACAGAAGUUAAAGGGCCAGGUCACUGACGGCAGCGCGGAAUUAACAGACGACAAACGAGAAAGAAGUAAAGAGGAGAGGAAGAGUUCUACCGACCGCUCCACUGCACUAAGGGCACGGAUGGAGAAGCGAUUAGAAUCCGCUCGAUUCCGCUACAUCAACGAACUGCUCUACACCUCGACCAGCGGUGAGGCCAAACGCAUGUUUAAGCAGGAUCCUGACGCCAUUGGGAUUUACCACAAGGGCUACACAGAACAAGUGAGACGCUGGCCUGCGAACCCUGUGGACUCCGUCAUCUCCUACAUUCGACAGAAACCAGCAUCUUUGGUUGUAGCCGACUUCGGCUGUGGAGACUGCAAGAUCGCACUGAGUGUAAAGAAUAAAGUGCACUGCUUUGAUUUGGCCCCUGUCUGUGACCUGGUCACUGCCUGUGAUAUGGCCCACGUACCACUUGCAGAUUCCACAGUGGAUAUUGCCGUCUUCUGUCUCUCCCUCAUGGGGACCAACCUUGGUGACUUUUUGGCCGAGGCAAACAGAGUCCUGGUGGAUGGGGGUGUUCUCAAAAUUGCAGAAGUUGCGAGCAGGUUUGAAGAUAUACGCCCAUUCGUUGGAGCACUGUCACGUCUGGGCUUUAAGCUGGUCAGUAAGGACACAGAAAACACCCACUUCUACUGCUUUGAGUUUAUCAAGAUACAAAAUGCUCCAGAUAACGUGAAGAAAAUAGGACUUCAACUCAAACCCUGUCUGUACAAGAAACGAUAGGUUACACUGAAAACUAGGAUGCAGACAGAACAGGGAGCACAAACAAAAGGCCGCGGUGAGGUCAUGUGAGAUGCACAGUGUGACGAUACGUAGAAAAUAAUGCUUCCAUUUUGCGUAAAUGUUCUAAGGCUGGCCCGAACGAUUCGCCAGAAUACGAAGUUUGUUCAAACCGCUACGAGUUCUGUAAAUUCAUCAGACUGAGAUUAAAGUCAUUUGUGUGUUUCCCAUUAUGUGUAUUUUUAAAACUGACUUUUAAAGCAAUGUUUUGAACUUUGGUAAGAUGUUAAGCAUCGUGGUUUAUGUAAACUUUGAUUAAACUUUUAUGUAAAA
Messenger RNA from Pygocentrus nattereri (red-bellied piranha), 2432 nucleotides. RefSeq names its product ribosomal RNA processing 8 (gene rrp8). The coding region runs from base 525 to 2102 and encodes 525 amino acids. Gene Ontology annotation, cellular component: chromatin silencing complex; nucleolus; rDNA heterochromatin. Lineage: Eukaryota; Metazoa; Chordata; Actinopteri; Characiformes; Serrasalmidae. The record is from RefSeq and is a predicted model, not a curated record. The transcript has 7 exons. Gene Ontology annotation, biological process: cellular response to glucose starvation; regulation of transcription by glucose; rDNA heterochromatin formation. Gene Ontology annotation, molecular function: methyltransferase activity.